Dreissena polymorpha is the source of this 861-nucleotide messenger RNA. RefSeq lists its product as uncharacterized. Gene Ontology annotation, biological process: proteolysis. Gene Ontology annotation, molecular function: serine-type endopeptidase activity. The record is from RefSeq and is a predicted model, not a curated record. The transcript is spliced from 4 exons. Bases 1 to 861 code for a protein of 286 amino acids. Lineage: Eukaryota; Metazoa; Mollusca; Bivalvia; Myida; Dreissenidae.
AUGUCGCCUGAUGAUGAAAGGAUUUUAACGUCGCCGGCAAAGCCGUCGGAGAAGACGUACAAGGAACUGUGUGAUUUGCUUAGCACUCACCUUAGUCCAAAACCACUGAUCAUGGCCGAACGUUUUCGAUUUCAUAAACGAAAUCAGGCGACAGGUAAAUGUAUCAAGGACUAUGUGGCAACAUUAGGGAAGAUCAAGGACAUCUUCGCGAAUCUGUCACACGGACAGAAAUACUCGAAACUGGAUCUUCGCCAGGCGUAUCUCCAACUUGAGGUCGACGACGACAGCAAGGAAUUGUUGACCAUUAACGCUCAUCAAGGGCUGUAUUGGUACAACAGAUGUGUGUACGGAAUAUCGUCACUUCCCGCAAUCUGGCAACGCACAAUUGACCAGAUACUUCAAGGAAUACCUGGAGUGCAAUGCAUUCUUGAUGACAUGAUCGUGACAGAGGACAGUGAUCAGUCUCAUUUGGAUAACCUCGAGAAAAAUCUUUGUCGUUUGAACGAGUUUGGUUUAAAACUAAACAAAGACAAAUGUGUGUUCUUUGAGGAUAGAGUUACGUAUUGUGGACACGAGAUCGACAAAUAUGGAUUAUGGAAGUGUAAUGACAAGGUGCAGGCUGUGAUUGACACACCCACACCUAAAGAUGGUCGGGGUGGUAAAGGAGCGAUAUUCACGUGGGCAGGCGGAAACGGCGGCAUAUACGACGACUGCGGUUGCGACGGGCACGCCGGAAGAAGGUACACGAUCAGCGUGACGGCGGUGGGGCGUGACCAAGGGCCAUCAUGGUAUUCCGAGGUGUGCUCCAGCGUCUUCGUAGGAGCCUACAGCGGGAACAGCCCCGACCUGAGAAUCGGCUAA